Drosophila sechellia is the source of this 1788-nucleotide messenger RNA. RefSeq names its product WD repeat-containing protein on Y chromosome-like. The transcript has a single exon. The coding region runs from base 1118 to 1741 and encodes 207 amino acids. Lineage: Eukaryota; Metazoa; Arthropoda; Insecta; Diptera; Drosophilidae. The record is from RefSeq and is a predicted model, not a curated record.
UUAAGUGAAGUGUCUUUACGUACUGCCACAAAUUUGAUGAUUUUAGGCAUGCAUUUAGUUCAUCAGCAACAGUUGAUCGGGGAAUAACUGGAAGAGUCUGACUAAAAUCCUGACAACAGAAUCGUGGCCCUACCAAAAAUAUAUUGGUUGUCACGAAUAUCUUUCAACGUUCUGUCCUGUGCCUCCUGUGCAUCCCAAAAAAUCAAUAUGAAUACCUCUAGGAUCUUGGCCAUUGCGCUAUUUUUGGCGAUGUUGCUAAUUGGUGUUUCGGUAAUUUGCAUGUUUAGUGGUAAUUUAAAGGCAAAAUGUAGAGUUCGCCCGCCUUCUAGCAGAGUCUAUUCAGCUAUUCCAGAUGAAGCCAACGCUAGAGCAUCAUCAUUGCCAAAAGCAAUGAAAUUAAAAACGUUUUUCCGGUUCCUUCAGGAGUAUCAAGGAAAUAAAUUCCACCAGAUCCACUCUUCACAGCUUCUAUAUAAGUGUCGUACGCAAAUCUUUGUUGUUGAUUUAAUUGUGGGACAUUUGUACGAACUGUUUCGGCCAAUUAUUCAAUGUCGUACUGAUGUUCUCUUUGCAACUCGUGGUUUAAUGCAUCGUGCAUAUGAUGCAUAAGAUAAAAAUUGACUGUCCAUUUUAUUUAGAAAACGUUUGUUCUGUUUCCAGGAUUUUCCAGGCUAUUUUUGGAACCUUCCCUUUUAAACCUUCCCUAGACCUCCACGAAUAAUUCAAGACCAAGGUGAGAUAAAUCCGUUCAGCCGUUCUCGAGUUAUACUAUAUUAUAUGAUAUUAUAUUAUUUUAUAAUUAUUAUUAUAUUAUAUUUUUUUACGUUUACUUACCAAAUCAUCUGGUCGGAAGACGAUUAUCCUGUACCUUUGCUUUCCUGCCGUCUUCCACGCCCUUUUCUGUAACAGUGGGAUCAGCAAUCCAUCCUGAAACGCGUGGCUUGACACUUUGUAGGUGUUGUGCAAGAAUAUUCUCUUAAUGUUGUCGUUCGAACGAACGAUAUAUAUAUUAUAAUAUAUAUUAUAAUUUAAUGAGUAGGCCUGAAAAGUAAAGUCAUACUUAAAUAUACAAUACAAAAUCCUUAUGAGGCUUAGUUAACUAUUAAAACUUUCUGAAAUGUCUGUAAUAUUUAAUGCGAGUGUAAAUACUAAUAGCGCUGUUGAGUAUCAGACAAUAUCAUCCACACAAAGUCAUUUAGCGGAGGAGCAGUCGGAGCGCUUGCACAAGUGGAUUUCAAAUGAUCAACUCGAGAAACUUCAUUCGGCGUUUCUUAACACUCCCGAGCGUCAUGGUGGCAUUGAUGAAUUGCGUAUCAUACUUGAAGAACUAGACAUAACGUUCAAUGAUUCAAUGUAUACACGGCUCUUUUUAAAGAUUAAUCAGAAUCGUGAUUUUAAGGUGGAUUGGAAUGAGUUUGUAUCUUAUUUAAUAUUUGGCUUUCAAGAGGAGGAUCCGAGCAGCCAAAAGGAGUCUUUAAUUUUACCAAUCUCCGGACCCCCAAUGGUUAGGAAAUCAGAACACCGUUCAGCUAUAUGUUGUUUGGCCCUCCUCAAAGCCAAAUCGGACCAAAUACCAAUUGAUGAAGUAACCGAGACUAUUAACUUUUCCUUUGGCGGUGAGGAUUCUCCAGAAGCUUCUGGAAUGUGGGUCACGGCCAGCCACGAGGGAAUGAUGCGUUUUUGGACAUCUCAUAUGGAACCAAUUCGAACUGCAUCGUCGGAAAGCAGUAAGUUUAAAUAAAAUAUUUUACGUUAUAAAAAACAUAUCCAUUCCAUUUUGUAAAUAUA